Lycium barbarum (goji berry) is the source of this 1130-nucleotide messenger RNA. RefSeq lists its product as uncharacterized. The transcript has a single exon. Lineage: Eukaryota; Viridiplantae; Streptophyta; Magnoliopsida; Solanales; Solanaceae. The record is from RefSeq and is a predicted model, not a curated record. Bases 189 to 764 code for a protein of 191 amino acids.
AGCCCAAAAGUAUUGUCAUCAACUUCUAUGCACCUUGUCUCUCUCUUUUCUCUUCUCAAAAAAAUAACAAGACCUCAUCAACUCUUCAAAGACCUCAAAAAAGAAUUCUUUCUCCCCUUAUCCUCUAAACCACAAAACCCCCUUAUUUCUUUCAUUUUCCUUAGUACUUCCAUUUCUUUGAAUCAACUAUGAAGAAUCUUUGUAGAAAAAGCACAGUUCAUCCAAUUACUUCACCUUUAGUAUUAUCAGACCAGCUUUCUUUGUUACCAGCUACAAUCUUGACACUAACAGCAGCUUUAUCUCAAGAAGAUAAACAAGUCUUGGCGUAUCUAAUUGCUUGUUCUUCCAAUAAUUUCUCCAACAAUCUUGGAAACACUCACAAAAACUCAACCACCACUUCUACAGACCAUCCAUAUUGUUUCAACUGCUACUGUUUCAAUUGCUAUAUGAGUUACUGGGUAAAAUGGGAUUCAUCUCCUAAUCAUCAACUCAUUCAUGAGAUUAUUGAUGCUUUUGAAGGCAUGGUAUUGAAGAAGAAAAAAGGAAAGAGCAAGAAGCAGAGGAGGAAUAAGAACAUAGGAUCAUAUGGUGGUUCUUGUGAGGUUAAAAUGAACACUGAAAUGUGUGAGAAAACUUGUGGAAGCAAUGAUGGUGUUGUUAGUGAAGAUGGUUAUAGAGAACUGGAUGAAGGAAAUGAGAAAGGGUCUGUUAGAAGAUUUGUGAGCUUUCUUGGUCAAAGCUUCUGGAGUGUUUGGCAUAUCUGAAAACUUUAAGGUAAUAUUGAAAAAAAUUAGGUUGGUUUUGUUCAUUUUGGUUGUUUUUCACCCAUUAUCCGGUACUUGUAUUGUGGCCUGGUUAAAUGAUUCGAGUCGGAAAGUCCCACAUUGCGGUUAAAGUACUCUCUAACAAAGUAGCCAACAUAAGCUCGACCCCAAAACCUUUAGUUAAGGAUGAAAGAAUACUUAUUAUUUUUUCACAACCCUGGGUGGUUUGUCCAUUUUUCACUUCUAUAGAAGUUUUUUUUAGUUUCUUGUUGUUCUUUGUCCCUGUUCCUAUUUUUUGGGGGUUCUGUAAGACCCUUCAUAACAAUGUAAAAUAUGGCCCUUUUUGAAUGUUCACUUUCAAUUUUA